Molecule: messenger RNA, 1041 nt
Organism: Lepidothrix coronata (blue-crowned manakin)
Lineage: Eukaryota; Metazoa; Chordata; Aves; Passeriformes; Pipridae
Gene: NKAPD1
Product: chromosome unknown C11orf57 homolog
Exons: 5
Coding region: 51-953 (300 amino acids)
Source: RefSeq, a predicted model, not a curated record
CGGUUUCCGCCCCGGCCCCGCCAUCGCGGCCGCCCCGGCGCGGCCCGAGCAUGUCCCGGGUGCCCGUGGGGAAGGUGCUGCUGCGGAACGUCAUCCGGCACACCGGAGCGCACAACAAGCUUCAGGAAGAGACAGAAAUGUGGAAAAUAAGGGAGUGGGAGAAGCAGACAGAAGAGACUUACUGGAAAAGGCAAAGCAGAAUGCUGUCAGACACCUCCAGCAGUCGGAUGCGCAGCGAUGGCUUCGAUGAGGAGGGACACAGGGCUGAGUGGAAAACAAGGAACCCCCAAUUCCUUGACCUGGUGGAAGAUGAUCUCCUCAGGGCCCGAUCCUGGAAUAAAAAGCUCUACGAAUGUGAAGCCAACAUGCCAGACAGGUGGGGGCACAGUGGGUAUAAAGAGCUGUACCCUGAAGAAUUUGAUACAGACAGUGACCAGCAAGAAGGAGAUGAGCAAAACGCUGUCAAUGGGAAGAAGAAAUCCCACCUGGGGAAGCAAACUGCCCGUGAGUCCCACAAGAGGAAAAAAACAAAGAAAUCCCACAAGAAGAAGCAGAAAAAGCGCUCCCACAAAAAGAGGAAGAAAAAGAAAAAGGAGCAGGGGAAAACUUCCACAGAUUCCUCCCGGGAGAGCGAGUGCUCGGCAGAGGAGACUCCAAGCACCCGGAAAGGAAAACACAAGCGCAAGAAAAAGACCAGGAAAGUGCCUGCCAAGGAACCUACCUCUUCUUCUGGGCAGGACAGUGACUUUUCCCAUGCAAGCAGCUCAUGCACCAGCAGCUCUGAGGACAGUGAGUCUGAGGGGAGGAAAGAGAAACGGCCCCCAAGGAAGAGGAAGAAACGUCCCAGCUCCGCGUCGGAGCGGCAGAGUGAAGUGCCAGAGAAGAGGAGCAAGAGGAAGAACUGGAAGGUGGCGGGUGAUGAGAAGUCUGAGGACAGCUCAGAUGAGGACUGACGGGUCUGGGCUGCAGCUCAAACUGUGAGGGGGAGGACAGGGUCAGGUAUUUAUUGUUCAGCACUGCCCCAUGGUACAACUUGUCCCA